Lepus europaeus (European hare) is the source of this 972-nucleotide messenger RNA. RefSeq names its product beta-1,3-glucuronyltransferase 2 (gene B3GAT2). The transcript is spliced from 4 exons. Bases 1 to 972 code for a protein of 323 amino acids. The record is from RefSeq and is a predicted model, not a curated record. Gene Ontology annotation, cellular component: Golgi membrane. NCBI's taxonomy places the organism in Eukaryota, Metazoa, Chordata, Mammalia, Lagomorpha, Leporidae. Gene Ontology annotation, molecular function: galactosylgalactosylxylosylprotein 3-beta-glucuronosyltransferase activity. Gene Ontology annotation, biological process: chondroitin sulfate proteoglycan biosynthetic process; carbohydrate metabolic process.
AUGAAGUCCGUGCUGUUCAGUCGCUUCUUCAUCCUCCUGCCCUGGAUCCUAAUCGUCAUCAUCAUGCUCGACGUGGACACGCGCAGACCCGCGCCCCCGCUCACCCCGCGCCCCUACUUCUCUCCUUACGCGUUGGGCCGCGGGAGCGCCCGCCUCCCGCUCCGCAGGGGCGGCCCGGGGCGCAGCCCGGAGAAGCGCAACGAGUCUCGGGCUCAGCCGCCGCCCCAGCCGCAGCUGCCCACCAUCUAUGCCAUCACGCCCACCUACAGCCGCCCGGUGCAGAAAGCCGAGCUGACCCGCCUGGCCAACACCUUCCGCCAGGUGGCGCAGCUGCACUGGAUCCUGGUGGAGGACGCCGCGGCGCGCAGCGAGCUGGUGAGCCGCUUCCUGGCGCGGGCCGGGCUACCCAGCACGCACCUGCACGUGCCCACGCCGCGGCGCUACAAGCGGCCUGGGCUGCCGCGCGCCACGGAGCAGCGCAACGCCGGCCUCGCGUGGCUGCGCCAGAGGCAUCAGCACCAGCGCGCACAGCCCGGCGUACUGUUCUUCGCCGACGACGACAACACCUACAGCCUGGAGCUUUUCCAGGAGAUGCGGACAACUCGCAAGGUCUCUGUGUGGCCAGUGGGCCUGGUUGGCGGACGCCGCUAUGAACGUCCAUUGGUGGAAAACGGCAAAGUCGUUGGUUGGUACACCGGCUGGAGGGCAGACAGGCCUUUCGCCAUCGACAUGGCAGGAUUUGCUGUAAGUCUUCAAGUCAUCUUGUCCAAUCCAAAAGCUGUAUUUAAACGUCGUGGAUCUCAACCAGGAAUGCAAGAAUCUGACUUUCUAAAACAGAUAACAACAGUUGAAGAACUGGAACCUAAAGCAAAUAACUGCACCAAGGUUCUUGUGUGGCACACCCGGACAGAAAAGGUUAAUUUAGCCAACGAGCCAAAGUACCACCUGGACACAGUGAAAAUUGAGGUCUAA